Pogoniulus pusillus (Red-fronted tinkerbird) is the source of this 809-nucleotide messenger RNA. Its product is annotated as guanylin-like. Gene Ontology annotation, cellular component: extracellular region. The record is from RefSeq and is a predicted model, not a curated record. The coding region runs from base 1 to 330 and encodes 109 amino acids. NCBI's taxonomy places the organism in Eukaryota, Metazoa, Chordata, Aves, Piciformes, Lybiidae. Gene Ontology annotation, molecular function: guanylate cyclase activator activity. The transcript is spliced from 3 exons.
AUGAAAGGCUUCCUUUCCUUUGCAGUCCUGGCUCUGCUGCUGCUGCCCAGCUCCCAGGCAGUCUAUGUUCAGGAUGGAGACUUGAAAUUCUCCCUUGAGUCUGUGAAGAAGCUAAAGGAGCUCAUGGAUGAGAAGAGACAGGUUAACCCUCGCAUGAUGGUGUCAGUGGCUGGCUCCUCCCCAUGUGGUGACAAAGAACUCCCUGAGGAGUUCCAACCAGUGUGCACAAGAGGAGAUGCACCCAAGAUAUUCGAGAGGCUGAGCUCAGCUAUCCAAGAUUCUGAUUUAUGUGAGAUCUGUGCCAAUGCUGCCUGUGCUGGUUGCUUUUGAAUCAAGAGGAAGCUCUCCAAAGAAGAUGUGUUGAGGGAAGAAGCUCAUGCACCCCACAGCUCUGGGUUAUCACCACCUUUCCCAGCCCAUGCUUUCCAGCUUUCCAGUUGGAGAACUCUCUCCCUCUAGUCUGCAUGUGACCUGCAUGUCUGUACCAGAAGUGCAGCCAGUAGCUUGGGGAUGAGUUCCUGGUGUUCAGCAACACCUCCAUGGCCAGCAGUUUCUCAGUCUUGUGCUGACUGCUGCCCACUUAGGGGAUGGAUGUGGAUGAGCAGAGGAGCAUUUUCUGCAGAGUUGUAUGGAAGCUCCUUUCUUCAGGCAGAUCUUCGUGGCCAUGAAGCUCUAGUAAGGAGCAAGGAAAUCUAAACUGCAAUGCUGGAAUCGCUUUGCAAACAUUGCCUGGUGCUUUUAUUUCUGGGUGGCCAGACCUUGAAGCUGAAAGGAUCUGUCCAGUUUGAUGUGAUGUGCAUGAAAUAAAA